UGUUAACAUGCUUUCAUGCCUCCUUGUUGCUCAGGUGUGCCUGGAGGAUGUGACAUCCUCAUCGUUUACAGCCUGGAUGCUGAGGAAUGGUGCCAGUACCUCCAGGACCUUUUCCUGUCCAGUCGGCAGGUCCAUAGCCAGAAGACGCUGACUUACAGGCUGGGCCCCAAGACCUCCUUCUCGGCCGAGGACCUGAGCUUCUUUCUCAGCACACGCUGCAUUGUGGUGCUGCUGUCUGCAGAGCUGGUGCAGUGCUUCUGCCAGCCGGCCCUACUGCCCCUGCUGCAGAGGGCCUUCCAUCCUCCACACCGCAUAGUACGGCUGCUUUGUGGGGUACAGGACAGCGAGGAGUUCCUGGACUUCUUUCCAGACUGGGCACACUGGCAGGAGCUCACCUGUGAGGAUGAACCUGAGACUUACGUAGCAGCUGUGAAGAAGGCCAUUUCUGAAGAUUCUGGCUGUGACUCAGUCACUGACACUGAGACCGAGGACGAGAAGGUGCUUUCCUACUCGAAGCAGCAGGGCCUGCCGCCGGAGACUCCGCCUGGGAACCUCAUGGUGGUGCAGCCGGACCGCAUUCGCUGUGGGGCAGAAACCACUAUCUACAUCAUUGUGAGAUGUAAGCUGGAUGAGAGGGUGACGACAGAAGCAGAAUUUUCACCUGAGGAUUCUCCCUCAAUAAGAGCGGAAGCCAAGCUGGAGAAUGAGUACACUGUUUCCGUGAAAGCUCCCAACCUUUCAUCUGGGAAUGUUUCUCUGAAGAUAUAUUCCGGAAAUUUACUGGUGUGUGAAACCGUUAUCAGCUAUUAUACUGACAUGGAGGAAAUUGGGAAUUUAUUGUCCAAAGCUGCAAAUCCCGUCGAGUUCAUGUGUCAGGCUUUUAAAAUUGUACCCUACAACACAGAGAUCCUUGAUAAACUGCUGACGGAGUCCCUGAAGAAUAAUAUCCCUGCAAGUGGGCUGCACCUCUUUGGAAUCAACCAGCUGGAAGAAGAAGAUAUGAUGACAAAUCAGAGGAAUGAAGAGCUGCCCACUUUGUUGCACUUUGCUGCCAAAUACGGACUGAAGAACCUUACUGCCUUGUUGCUCACCUGCCCGGGAGCCCUCCAGGCCUACAGUGUGGCCAACAAGCAUGGCCACUAUCCCAACACCAUUGCCGAGAAGCAUGGCUUCAGGGACCUGAGGCAGUUCAUCGACGAGUAUGUGGAAACUGUGGACAUGCUGAAGAGUCAUAUUAAAGAGGAACUGAUGCAAGGGGAGGAGUCCGACGCUGUGUAUGAGUCCAUGGCGCACCUUUCCACAGACCUGCUCAUGAAAUGCUCCCUCAACCCCGGCUGUGACGAGGACCUGUAUGAGUCCAUGGCGGCUUUCGUCCCAGCAGCCACCGAGGACCUCUAUGUUGAAAUGCUUCAGGCCAGUACAUCCAGCCCAAUCCCCGGAGAUGGUUUUUCUCGGACCACUAAGGACUCUAUGAUCCGCAAGUUUUUAGAAGGCAACACCAUAGGAAUGGCCAGUUUGGAGAGGGACACGCACCGUCUUGGUCAGGAGGAGGAAGAUGUUUACCACACAGUGGAUGAUGAUGAGGCCUUUUCUGUGGACCUGGCCAGCAGGCCCCCUGUCCCAGUGCCCAGGCCAGAGGCCAGUGCUUCUGGUACUCACCACCUGUCUGACAAUGAACCAUACAUUUCUAAAGUUUUUGCAGAAAAAAGCCAAGAGCGGCCUGGGAAUUUAUAUGUUUCUUCAGAAAGCCUCCGGAAAGAGCCACCUGUCAGACCGUGGAGGGACAGGCCUCAGUCGAGUGUAUAUGACCCUUUUGCUGGGAUGAAAACACCCGGCCAGCGGCAGCUCAUUACCCUCCAGGAGCAGGUGAAGCUGGGCAUCGUCAACGUGGAUGAGGCCGUGCUGCACUUCAAAGAGUGGCAGCUCAACCAGAAGAAGCGGUCUGAAUCCUUUCGCUUCCAGCAGGAAAAUCUUAAACGGCUGAGAGAUAGCAUCACGCGAAGACAGAGAGAGAAGCAAAAAUCAGGAAAGCAGACAGACUUGGAGAUCACAGUCCCAAUCCGGCACUCACAGCACCUGCCUGGGAAAGUGGAGUUUGGAGUCUAUGAGAGUGGCCCCAGGAGAAGUGUCUUCCCUCCAAGGACAGAGCUAAGACGAGGAGACUGGAAAACAGACAGUACCUCCAGCACUGCAAGCAGCGCGAGUAACCGAUCCAGCACCCGGAGUCUCCUCAGUGUGAGCAGCGGGAUGGAGGGGGACAACGAGGAUAAUGAAGUCCCCGAGGUUACCAGAAGCCGUAGUCCAGGCCCCCCACAAGUGGACAGUGCACCCACCGUGCCUCUUGAGAGGCCUCCCAGGGUGCCACCACGAGCUGCCUCACAGAGGCCCCCGACGAGGGAGACCUUCCACCCUCCUCCACCAGUUCCACCCAGAGGUCGUUGAUUCCACCUCCUAAAACCUGCCGACUUUGGGACUUUGGGACUUGCAGUUUUCUGCCUGUCAAUGAAGUCUUCAUGUUGAGUUUAACGGUGUGACUGCAGACCUUAAGACCCACUCUCAUUGCUGGUAUUGUUGUGGCCCUGCUGGUUUGGGCGUUCCUUGAAGAAGAUAUUAUUAAGGCACAAAGAAGUGAAAAAUGAAGAACUUCAUUCCCCAUCACCAAGUUUAUUGAUGCAUAUCCUUGUUUGCCAAGAGGAUGAAGAUUUAAUUAGAAUACGUACCUCUAAUUUGGCAUGUCAGAAGCCAAAAGAGAUUGCUUAGAAAUGUAUUUUACAAGUGAUUUUACUGAAAUGCACUUAUACUAGGCCAUGGUUAUUUGCUAGUCCAACCUAAUUUCUAGAAGUGGUUAUGAUUUAAGACUUACAGUAUUCAAGUAAGAAGGUAUGUCCUAAUUUUUAAAUAAUUCUUCAACUUUUCUGUAGAUUCAGGAGGGUGUUUAAGUGCCAGGGCUGGUCACAUACAACAGACUCAAAAAGACUUUAAAGAGGGACUAGUCUUAACUCCUCUUAUACAGAAGGCAACUCUGAGCUUUCAGAGAAGAACCAAGAGUACUCACCUGGUUAGAAGAAGAGGUGGGUCUAGAAUCAGAACCGGCUGAUUCUAGGUCACCACUUCCCAUCUCCAAAUAGCCAAGCUCUCCCUUAGAUAUGCCCAUGCAGAAAUUCGGUCAGUGACUGACUAUUGGCCUUCCAGAAGUUUCCUUCUUCCACAUCUCCCAGGUAUGGGACUAUUAAGUAUUUGGGGCAUUUAUAAUUCAGUAUGCUUUCAAAACAGUGAUGCUGUCAAGGAACAUUUAAAAAGUGGUUGGGAACCAGAAGCUUGGGAUGCCGGGGACCUCACUUGAUAGAUCUUAGUUCUGGCCACAGGAGAGAGGAGGCUCCUUGACUUUUACUCUGCUGAGGGGUCCCUACAAUAGAAAUCGUUAUCUAUUUCCAUAUAUACCUGUUAUUACCACUAGGCUUAGGAAAUCUGUGCAGAGAUUGUAGAGCCUUAAAGGUAUCAUUAAUUUUGAGUCCCUAGCACAUAAAUCUACCUUUAAAGCACUGGUUCUUAACCUGAUGCUUAAACAUACAGUCAAAUUAGUAUCAGAUCUAUUUCUUUAAAAAUGAUCAGAAACCUGGUGGCUUUCUAUGAAAUUAUUCUCCAUCCCACACAAAUAUAUAAAAGCCACACUAUCAAAGAUCUAUUUGAGUAGCUUUAUUAAGUCAUUUUCUAAUGAUUAAAAAUUCUUUUUCCAUUUCAUUCCUCAGUCUGGCAAACAAGGACUUAUUGAAAUUAAUAGCUUCUGGGGUCUUGGGUUUUUCUGUUUGCAGGUUUUUUUUUUUCUUUUCUGACUUUAAAUACACUAUUGGCCCUGGCCAUUAAGACAGUAUUUGUGCAAAUUACCUACCAUAAUGCCUGGCGCCCGGCAGCCGUCUUACGGUGGCCCCUUUACUCCCCUUGUCACUUAUUUGGGAGAAAUCGGGUUAUGUGAGAUGAAAGGAGAACAAGAAAUAUAAUGUUGGUACAGUUAUCCUCCCUGUUAUUUAUAGAUAGUCUCUAUCUUAGGCACAUUUGAUUUUGAUAAAAGCUAUACUUUUUUAUAUUCAGUACCUCUAAGCCCCCUUUUGGAUGUCAAAUUUAGAUUUUUUUUACAUUCUCUGAUUAAUAAGCAUUUAAAUUAAUAACAUGGCAAAACCUACUAUCAGCCAAUGCUGUUACCAUCUUUGUAUGCAUAUCACUCUUUGUGCAAUAUUGAAAUUUUUAUUGCAUUUUAUUCUUAUAUGAAAAAUAAGUGGAAAACGUAAGACUGAGUGCUGAUGAGAAACCUGGGUUUCAUAAAUGUGACACACUUGAGACACAGACAGAAAUGAUCAGGAGUUCCAAGUCAAAAAUGGCAAGUCUAAAACUUUGUUGAAUGUUCACUGAACAUACAAAGUGAUUGGUUGUGUGUAAAAGUAAAAGAAGAAAAUGAAAAAAUUUGGAUGAAACACUGGGACCAUGUUAUCAAAGAAAUGAUGGGGUGACAUUUUUCAUGGGUUUCAAUACAAUGAGGAUCAGAAACUAAAUUGUAACUAUGUGUCCAAAGACACCUAGUCUCUGUAAAAAGUUCUCUGCAUGAUACCUUGGGAGACAGCUCUGCUGACACCAUCCUUCCCCAAGAUUUUACAAACUGGCUCAAUAGACAGUGAAGCUACUGGUCAUAUUCAUUGCCAUUGACUUUGCCUCUUAACUGUACAAGGUACAUUGUCCACCAGUUGCUAGGCCAGCACUGUUCCUUCAUCUUAUAGUAAAACCUGUGAGCAAACAACCAACAAUAUAAGCAACAAAGUAGGGACACUGAUAGACUAUAAACAGGAGGUGUGUGUUACAAUCAAAUAAUUUAACCUGAAGUAUUUAAUGAUGUGAAUAAUCCCUAAUGCUUUGCCAUAAUUAGGCAAAUAGUAUGUAAAUGAUUUCAAUGAAUAUUUUUAUAAGUCAAGCUAAGUUACCUACCCUCUCCCUCUCCUUUUGUCUUGCUUUGUCAUUAAAAAAGAGAGAUCCUAGUCCAUUCUAUAUCACCUCAGUAGUUGGGAUUUUUAGAUCCCUCUCCCAUAUGCCCCAGGAAGUAUUCAUUUUCUCUGCUGGUCUUUCAAAGAAUAGUGUGUGGAUUUUGCAGCUGGUUGGCUAAGGAAGCAUUAGUAACAGAUUUAUUUCUAAGAAAGACAAGUAGCUAAUUUGGAUAACUCUAGAAGAUUCAUCCUAAAAAUCAAUCCUCAAUUUUGAGGAAUCUGCCUGUUUAAAUGUUUUCUUUGGUUUGAUAAAUAAAUUGUGUUUGAUUCAUUUCCAAGUGAGUUAUUAAGAAUAUAAUGUGGCCUUCCUCAUUCAUUCCUGAUGGCCAGAUACUGCGUUCUCCAGAAUGGUGAGAGGAUGAGUAGGAGGGUAAAAGGUGUGUUCUGAAUGUUGAGGCACAACUCAGAAUUAAUAGACACUGUAAUAAAUAGUAGGUUCCUAGGCUGGCUCACCAAAACCUAUUUAACCCACAAUAUAGGAGAAAAUGUCUUAGCUAGCUAUGCAGUAAGAGUUAGCAUGAUGCAGGGAGAGAACACUGGCUUGGAAGUCAGGAGACUUGGAUUUUAUUUUGAUCUGCUACUGGCUUGCUGAGUUCACUUCACUUGACUACCCAUCAUCUAUGAAGUGAAGCGUUUUGUGUUUAGUACUGCUCCAGGUCCCUUCAACUCUAAGUUUAGGACUAAGACAAGAGGUGGAGAAUCCCUUAUUCUGAAGGAGGGAGGCAGCCCUACUGGACUCACUAUCUAAUUGGCAAAGCAUCCUAUUAUGUGGCACCUGCUGUUCCCUGCACAUUGUUAUAACAGAUACUUUAAAAGAUGUGUGGGAAACAGUAAAAUGGGAACUGUACAAAAAAAUUAAUAGCCUUAGUUGCUGUUUGGUCUCAGAACCAACUGUUAUAAGUGAUUGCUUCCUAAAGAAAAAAUUCAGAACAAUUAUAAAAUUCUUUGGUAUCUAGAACAUUUCAGCCAGAACAGAAAAGGUAGAGAUGGAAGGUGGUAAGUAGCAAUAGAAGGACCCCAGAAGUAGAUAACAAGCAAGAUAAACAAGCAAGAUAUUGUCAUGCCUGUUUUCUGUUAUGCGUGCAAUGUUUCCUGGUUUUAAGUCUACGCUCCCCAAAUGAAUACUUUUUACUUUUUCUUCUGUCCUCCCCACCCCCAAGCAAUUGCCAACCCAGUGCUUCUGACAACACUUAGCAAAUGCUUACUGCCUCCAAUCUGUGGAGGCUGGUGAUGGAUGUUUAAGCAAGAAACUACUCAUCCAUCUUAAUUCAGCACUUACAGGGCUUGUUCUUCAAUUGCCCAUCAUCACUUGAUUCAAAAGCUGUGAUUAUUCAUUCACGGAGCAUUUACUAAGCUUCCAUUAUGAGCACCGUGCUAGGUGCUCUGGGGGAUAUACAAAGAUGUAUAAGACACCUCCUCCGAUUUUUAUUGCAAUUGCUGGUGUAUGAUUCAUUCAGCAAUUAAUCAUGUACUGCUUUGUGGUGUCUCAGACUAUCUAGAAAGUGUUCUUUAAAUCUUUCUAUGCUAUUUGACUUUUCACUUAUUAAUGUCUUCAUUCAGCAAAUAGUUAUUGAAUGUCUAUGAUGUGACAAGCAGUAUCCCAGCAGCUGGGACAGAUAUAAACAAAUGGUAGUGUCUGCC
Vicugna pacos (alpaca) is the source of this 6671-nucleotide messenger RNA. The record is from RefSeq and is a predicted model, not a curated record. NCBI's taxonomy places the organism in Eukaryota, Metazoa, Chordata, Mammalia, Artiodactyla, Camelidae.